Molecule: messenger RNA, 559 nt
Organism: Telopea speciosissima
Lineage: Eukaryota; Viridiplantae; Streptophyta; Magnoliopsida; Proteales; Proteaceae
Product: HVA22-like protein e
Exons: 6
Coding region: 36-473 (145 amino acids)
Source: RefSeq, a predicted model, not a curated record
GGGUUUAAGAUUAUAACAAAGGAGGAUCAAAAGAAAUGGGCCGUUUCUGGACUUCGGUGACCUAUCUUCAUUCCCUCGCUGGACCGGCGGUGAUGCUGGUGUACCCACUGUAUGCGUCGGUAAUGGCGAUGGAGAGCACAUCUAAGGUGGAUGACGAGCAGUGGUUAGCGUAUUGGAUCUUAUACUCAUUCCUCACUCUCCUUGAGAUGCUUCUCCAACCUCUUCUCCAAUGGAUACCGAUUUGGUACGAUAUAAAAUUGGUGUUCGUAGCGUGGCUGGUUCUUCCUCAGUUCAGAGGUGCAGCUUUCAUUUACGAUAGAUUCGUGAGGGAAAAGCUUCGGAGGGUCGGUGUCGCUACAAAACCUCGUUCAGCCUCAGCAGCAGCUACUGCAUCGUCUCCAUCCAAGGGCAAAGACAAGAACAAGUUUGUCGACUUCAUCUCCCCCAAGAAAGGAGGGCAGGAGGCUUAUUGAACAGAAACACUUCAAAAUUACUGAUCCACUCAUCAAUACUCAGUUUCUCACUUUGUUUUUCAGCUUUUUGGAUUUCUACUCUGUUC